UACUUGCUCCUCCAUCCUCAACCAAAGGAGACUUAAUUAAACUAUCAAUGGAGGUCCAAGUGCAAAGGACUACCAUCAUAUCUCAUAGUGAUCCGACCGCCGUUUCGUCCGAAGUUCCCCUCUCCGUCUUUGACCGCUUCACAUCGAACAUUCACAUCGUCAUGCUCUUUGCCUUCGUCCCUCCAAUUGCAUCAAACGAAUCCCUCAUAGAUGGCUUGAAAAGAACACUGGUUCACUUCCCGGCACUAACUGCGCAACUUAGCGACGGUCGCGAGCACUCUCGACGACCAUGCCUUGUUAUCGGAGGCGAAGGCGGGGGCGCGCUGCUACUAGAAGCUGCGGUGGCCUCGAAUUUACUGGACCACCUCCCUUUCGAGCCAUCACGGCACUUCAAGCUACUGCACCCCCUUACUGAAGAACCUGAACACCUGUUCCAAGUCCAACUCAACCGUUUCAAGUGUGGCGGGCUUGUGAUCGCGAUGACUUUUCACCACCAAGUGGCCGACGGCCAGUCUAUGAGCACCUUUUUUGUCGCAUGGGGGCGGGCAGUCCGUGGAUUGGCAAUCGAGAAGCCCCCAGUCUUCGAUCGAUCGCUACUCAAGCCGCGUAGCCCACCAAAGUACGAGUUCCCACACCGAGGGUUUGAGUUCUUGCCUCUUUGUCCAAAUCAAGAUGGCUUAUCCUUAAGCGAAAGAAAUAUUAAUCCAAGUGACAUAGCGAACAUUGUGUUGCGCUAUCCUUUGGAGUACAUAGCAAAGCUGAAGGCCGAGUUGAAUAGGAAGUACACCACCUUUGAGACUCUAUCGGCGUACCUAUGGAGAAAGAUUACAAUAGCUCGCGGUCUUGCAGAGCAAGAAUACGCUACAAUAAGGAUAUCGGUGAAUGGCAGAAGGCGCCUACAGCCACCGUUGCCAGAUGAGUUCUUCGGUAAUGUUGUACUAGUGGCGCUUCCUGGGGCGAAAGUGAAGCUUUUGAUUGAAGGAGGGCUCUCAGAGGCGGCACAGAUUGUCCACGAAGGGAUACAAAAGAUCGACGACCACUACUUCCAGUCAUUUAUCGAUUUCGGGGCGAUUCAUGGCGACGAGGAGCUCCAGCCAGUGUACGCGUUGGAAGGGAACGUGCUGUCGCCGGCGGUGGAGGCGGAUAGCUGGUUAGGGUUUGAGUUCCACAAAGUGGACUUCGGUGGUGGGGGUGGACGUUUAUGCGGUUUUAUCCCGGCUUGGGUGCCUGCGGAUGGGUUGGUUGUAUUCAUUCCUGGUCUGGGUGAGGGUGGGGGAGUAGAUGUGUUUGUGUCCUUGAUUGGGGAGCAUGCUAAGGUUUUGAGUCAAAUUUCUCACACUAUGGACUAA
Messenger RNA from Ananas comosus (pineapple), 1349 nucleotides. RefSeq names its product tryptamine hydroxycinnamoyltransferase 1-like. The coding region runs from base 48 to 1349 and encodes 433 amino acids. NCBI's taxonomy places the organism in Eukaryota, Viridiplantae, Streptophyta, Magnoliopsida, Poales, Bromeliaceae. Gene Ontology annotation, molecular function: acyltransferase activity, transferring groups other than amino-acyl groups. The transcript is spliced from 2 exons. The record is from RefSeq and is a predicted model, not a curated record.